This is a messenger RNA of Lagopus muta (rock ptarmigan), 843 nucleotides long. RefSeq names its product T-complex protein 11-like protein 1. The transcript has a single exon. Gene Ontology annotation, biological process: signal transduction. The coding region runs from base 1 to 843 and encodes 280 amino acids. The record is from RefSeq and is a predicted model, not a curated record. Lineage: Eukaryota; Metazoa; Chordata; Aves; Galliformes; Phasianidae.
AUGAUGGGGACUCUCUGUGCUCCAGUUCGAGAUGAAGAAAUUAAGAAACUGAAAGAUAUACAUGAAAUAAUUCCUCUCUUCAGAGCAAUUUUCUCUGUGUUAGACCUAAUGAAAAUGGAUAUGGCAAACUUCACUAUCACUAGUAUUAGGCCAGAAUUAAUGCAGCAGUCUGCUGAAUAUGAAAGAAAGAAGUUUCAGGAGUUUCUUGAGAAACAGCCAAAUUCUUUAGACCUUGUCACACACUGGUUGCAGGAAGCAGCAGAUGAUCUUGCAAAGCUGAGACAUAAAAAGUUCCCUCCCCCCAGCAGUGCUGUUGGUGCUGCUGGUGGAGCUGCUGCGUUGUGCUCCACUGCCAUACAGAAUCAGGCAUAUCUGAAGCUGCUGAAGUGGGAUCACGCAAACAGGCCUUUCCCAGAAACAGUGCUCAUGGACCAGAGGCGCUUUCAGGAAAUACAGCUGGAACUGGAGCAGCUCCUCAAGGCUGGGACUGUCCUGGUCACGUUCAAUGCAGCGGGCGCAGCUCUCAUCGAUGUGCCUGGAUUUGCUGAGAAAAUCAAAACCAUUGUCAGGGUGCUGCUGACAGGAAUGCAUCUCCCCUCCUUUAACCUGAAGGAGUCUUUGGCCACCAUUGGUGAGAAGGUGUGUGCUGAAGUCAACAGCUGCCUUUCCCAGCAUGGCUUUGCACCGUUCACAGCUGAGAAAGAGACUGUGCUGAAAGGACAGAUCCAAGCAGUGGCCAACCCUGAUAACGCCAUCUGUAAACUAAUAGAUUCUCGAAUUCAGAAGUUUCUGGAGCUUCACUUUGAAUCAAGAUCAAUAUUUCAACUACAUUCAUAUCUUUGA